AUGGCUGGAGGUAACCAUACCAAGGGUUCGUCCUCUCACAAGCCAUCGUCAUCUUCUGUUUCCCACCGGAAGUCCCGCUGGGAGUCCGGCGCCGACAAGAAACCCUCUGUCGCUGGCUCCGGGGCCGAAAAGAAGCCCUUCGCCGCCGGCUUAGGCGACUCCAACAAACCUACACCGCCCAAAUCCUCCUCAACUCCCAAGGAAAAUCCUUCCCCGAAACCCCUUCCAAACCCUAGCCCUAUCCAAGCUACACAACCGAUCGGUCCGGCGCCUCCCGGAGAGCCGCCAUUCCAGUUGUUGGAUGGCCUGGGACCGCCGCCACCGCCGGCAUAUGGUUUCCACAUGCUGGAGCGGAGGACAAUAGUUCUGGCCGAUGGCAGUGUUAGAUCGUACUUCGCGCUGCCGCCGGAUUAUCAGGAUUUUGCUCCGCCGCCGCCGCGUCCGAUGCUGCCUCCUGCUCCGGAAUUGGCUAGUCGGGGGAUGGGGUUCGACCAGCGGUUCCCUCCGCUGGGUCCCAUGAGCCCCGAAUUUCGGGACCGUCAAGAUCCGUACAUGCGUGAGCGAAACCAGGACUAUUGGAAUUCGCUAGGACUCGAUGGCCGCGGAAGUGGGCACUUGCCGCCCCCAGAAAAUUCACUGAAGAGGAAGCUGGGGGAAGAGAGUGAAAGGGGAAGGAGAGAUGAGAGGGAUGGGAUGGACGAAUUUGCGAGACACAGGCAGCGGCUUUUGCAUUAUGGGAAUUUAGGUAUGAAUUCGAAUGGAUAUCCCAUGGGUCCUGGUGGAAGGGUUGAGUUUUUAGCCGGCACUAGCAGUCCCUAUCCACGGGAUGUGGUGGAUGUAGGCAAAGGUGAGGAGUUGAGGACAUCCAAGAUUAUAAGAACUGCUGCUGGGGUUUAUGAGGAUUUGCAUGGAUGCCUUGAAAAAAGCUUUUUGAAUUUUGUGAAAUUGGUGCAUGAGAAUGAGCGUCAGAGGAUUAAUUACUUGGAGAAUGGGAAGCACGGGCCCCUUCAGUGUGUUGUCUGCGGCAGCCUCCUAGGCUUGCAUUUUGAGCUCUAUAAAGGCAAUUUGCCCCAGGCUAAAUUGUUGGAGUGA
Thlaspi arvense is the source of this 1092-nucleotide messenger RNA. The record is from the annotation of a GenBank genome assembly. NCBI's taxonomy places the organism in Eukaryota, Viridiplantae, Streptophyta, Magnoliopsida, Brassicales, Brassicaceae.